Molecule: messenger RNA, 426 nt
Organism: Pyricularia oryzae 70-15
Lineage: Eukaryota; Fungi; Ascomycota; Sordariomycetes; Magnaporthales; Pyriculariaceae
Exons: 2
Coding region: 1-426 (141 amino acids)
Source: RefSeq, a predicted model, not a curated record
AUGCAGUUCUUCACCAGCCUCGUUGUCAUCGCCCUUGCCUUCACCGGCAUCGCCACCGCCUCCCCCGCCACCAACGUCAAGAUCAACAAGCCCACCGUUAGCAAGCCCGUCAUCAACAAGCCCGAUGUCAAGAACACCAGCCAGGAGGUGACCUGCGGCAACAACAUGACCCCCUUCUGCUGUGUGACCGACUUCAGCACCGCUGCCGGCGAUAAGAACAAGAAGAACGGCGGCAGCAAGGGCAAGGAGACCACCACCUGCUCCAAGAGCGUAGCCAGCUGCGGUGGCACCAUAGUUUGCUGCAACAGCCAGGCCUUCGGCUCCGGCAAUGCCGACCAGAGUUGCUCUGCUGGUGUCACCAUCGUCACCGAGACCAAAGACAUCAACCUCAAGGACGCCAUCUUCAUGGACCUCAAGCAGAUCUAA